CGGAGUCGGAGGCGGAGGCAGAGGCGGAGCUGCGGCCAUGCAGAACCUAGACGCUGACGCGGGCGACCAGGAAGGCGGCGCAUGGGGCCAGGAAGACGGCGUCGAGCGCCUGGAGGACCGCGGCGACCCCGGCGACCCGAACCCUGAGGGCGCCCUGGCCGGCAACAUUCCUCAGGUCGUUCGAGUAGUCCACCUCCCCGGGCCCGGCGGAGACGCCGACCCCUUGGGGGCCACCGGGCCCGGGAUCCGCCAGCACCAAUUCUCCCUGAUGGUACCUUUCCGGACGCGCGAUGGUGCAGAAAUAGCCCGCGCGUCUUUAGCUCCGGAUGAGGAGCCGCAGCGCGGCUUGGUCUACAAGGAGAUCGCCUUGAACGGCAACGCCCUGGUGGCGUGAGUCCCCGGGGUGGA
Messenger RNA from Echinops telfairi (small Madagascar hedgehog), 408 nucleotides. It is a transcript of the gene LAGE3, whose product is annotated as L antigen family member 3. Lineage: Eukaryota; Metazoa; Chordata; Mammalia; Afrosoricida; Tenrecidae. The transcript has 2 exons. The record is from RefSeq and is a predicted model, not a curated record. The coding region runs from base 38 to 394 and encodes 118 amino acids.